Messenger RNA from Linum tenue, 744 nucleotides. NCBI's taxonomy places the organism in Eukaryota, Viridiplantae, Streptophyta, Magnoliopsida, Malpighiales, Linaceae. The record is from the annotation of a GenBank genome assembly.
UUGAUUAAUUUAUUAUUACUAAUUCGAAGUUGCUUAUACAGAGCGGGAGUUUUGUCCAGGGUUUUAUCUCUGCAAAGGGUAGAGGUUUAGUCACACAGUGGUGGAUGUGUGUGUUUUGGUUUUGCAGGAUUAGUGGUAUUUUCGGUGGAGGCUUUACGUGCUUUUGUGCUGAACUGAUGCCAGAUUUACAAGGGUUUGCUUCUCUGCUUCAAUUUUCAGCAUGGUUAGUUCAUGAUUUUGAUCCUUUUAAGGGGAAGAAAUCAUGAUAUUGCCCAUGCCGUUCAGAUGGGUUGUUAAUGUGACUUGAAUCAGAUGAUCUACACUCGACUAGAGGUCAGGGGAACUCCCUGUAUGGCUUGUACACGUUUGGGAUUCCGCGUUGGACCUGGGUCGUUAUCCAGGAAAAUGAAGAAGAUAGGGCUCGGUGAUGAGGAGUGGAACACCUUGGAGGAGAAGGCCCACUCAACCAUCAUACUAUCAUUGUCUGAUGACAUCAUAAUAGAAGUCGCUUCUAAGAAGACUGUUGCAAGCUUGUGGUUGAAGUUAGAAAGUAUGUAUAUGACGACGUCUUUAACCAACGAGUUACAUCUCAAGUAACGUCUAUUCAGCUUGAGGAUGCAAUAAGUAACGCCUUUAAGGGAGCAUCUAGAAAAGCUAAAUGUUAUCUUGUUAGAUUCGCGUAACAUAGAUGUCAAAGCAGAUGAUGAAUAUGUUGCUUUUAUCGUGUUAAUUUCUUUGUCGUGG